AUGCAAGAUGUGAUCAAGACACUCUCCAGCGACGGUGGCCUCUAUCGUGUCAAGCAGCUGCUUCACCAGGACUUCGACUCAUUUCCAGACGCCAAGCUGGAGACUGUGUGGACGACUCAGCUUGUGCCAUUCUUCCACCUCCUGUCACACCAGAGCGUGCUGAUGUCCUGGGUCAUCGAAGCUCAGCAUGCAACGCUCAUUGUAUUCUUCGAGCGUUCUGGAGGAAACGAGCUCCUUGAGAGCUGCAUAUGCGUCCUAGACAACCUUUUCGCCAGGAGCAGCCAUGCGAAGAUCAACCCUGACCUGAAGACCGUCACCGAGGCCAUGCUCUCUCUGGCAGAGAAUGUCAAUCGCUCUCGCUCGCUUGAGAGACACGUUUUGGCGAUUCGCACCGCGCUGAACCUCGAGAUACCAGAUGUCAAACCAGUUCGUGCUCCGGUCGCCAAUUCGAAUCGGCCGACAUUCACCAUUGCUCAAGACCUUCCGGGUGACUUGUCGGAAGAUGGAGCUCGUCACGACAACGACAGUGCCGACAUCACAGAGAUUGAUAUCCUCCCAACGAUUGAGGAAAUUCUUAGCCCUCGGCUUGAGUACCUUCCACGAGACGACCCCAGUGAGUGGCACCUACCAGGUGUUGAGGGCCUCAUCGCUCGUCACUUCCGCCUGCUGCGCGAAGAUAGCGUCGGCCCACUCCGUGACGCUGCGAAAUUCGAACUCGAGCGUCUGCAGAACCCGCUCGACCCAACCAUCAAGUCGAAAGAUCCACACGGUGCGCGUACAAGCCUGUACCCGAACAUCCACUUCGAGAAAGCCAUACAUGACGAUCAAAAGGGUGUCCUCUUCGUCUUCGCAUUCGACCAACCACCGCAUCUCCGCAAUGCUACCCUCGAGACACGUGGGAAAUGGUGGCAAGAAUCAAAGCGCCUCGAGUCAGACUCUUUAGUCUGUCUGCUUUCUUCCGAUGGUGACGCCACUUUUCUGGUGAUUCAUUCACCUUCAUUCGCGGAUAACAAGAAGAGCAGCACGCAGAAGACGAUCGAUAAGUACACUCUAGCUGGCGGUGGCAACGUUGGCUACGUGAUCGCCCAGCUCACAAGCCAGGAUGGGGACGAGGUGUCGUAUUUCCUGAGGCGUUGCUUCUCCAUGCGCCGCGACCAGCUUCAGCACUCUCUGAUCGAGUUUCCCGGUGUCAUCUUGCCAGCAUUUGAACCAACACUCUCAGCCCUGCAACAAAUGGCCGAGACCCUCGACAUACCUUUCACGGACUAUCUGCUUCCAAGUGGAGAGGCUGGCCAGGAGCUACCAGCGUAUGCAUCAGGACACAACUUCAGAUGGAACCUCCAGUCCAUUGUGAAAGGCUCGACACCAGGUGGUGUUGAAGAUGAAGGCCUGGAAGAAGUUCUACAGGAGAGUAGCCUCGACAAUGCUCAGCAGAGAGCUGUACUGCACUCGCUCAGGAGUCAAGUCGCCUUAGUCCAAGGCCCACCUGGUACCGGAAAGUCGUUCACCGGCAUCAAGUUGAUCCAAGCCCUUCUCGACAAUCGAAAAACGGCGAACCUUGGGCCCAUUAUCUGUGUGUGCUACACCAACCAUGCUCUAGAUCAGCUUCUGGAACAUCUUAUUGAUGCGGACGUGAAGAACAUCAUCCGUAUCGGCUCACGCUCCAAGUCAGAGCGUCUCGCCGACAUCAAUCUUCGAACCGUUGCACAAAAGAUGGAUCGUACCAAGACUGAGAGGCAAGAGUACGGCAAAGCAAGAGGUCUUAUGGAGAAGGCCAGCAAGAGCAUCACGACAGAGCUCACUCGCUUGUCCAGCGUCAACUCUCAAGAUGGCAAAGCGCUGGAGGUGCUUCUGAAGGAGAGGUAUCCCGGAUUGUAUGAGAAGAUCUUCCAGGAGACCGAUGAAGAUGGCUUCCAGACCGUCCAUCACAGUCGGCGUACUUCACCCCUGGACAGAUGGCUGCAUGGUACAGCGCCUAUCUCACUUCGCGGUGAGACUAGACCGCUCUCUGAGCUCGAAUCAGGUCGCGUGGAACCGCAGGCAAUGACGAGCAGAGAGCGACAGAGUCUUUAUAACUCAUGGACAGAGAAAAUAUCAGACGAGGCCUAUCAGAAUCUUGAGAUGCAGCUCGAUUUGCACAAAGACCGCAAAGACGACACGGACUCAAUCCGGGGAGAAGUUGAUCUGCGCAUCCUCUCUAAGGCGAACGUGAUCGGUAUCACAACGACUGGCUUGGCUCGCAGCAUCAAGCAUUUGAGGAAGCUUACUUCGAAGAUCCUUGUGGUUGAAGAGGCUGGCGAAGUGCUGGAAGCACACCUUCUUACAGCGAUGCUUCCUUCGAUUGAGCACAUGAUCCUGAUUGGUGACCAUCAGCAACUUCGGCCGAAGAUCCAGAAUUACGAUCUGUCUGUCGAAAACCCACGAAGCGCGAUCUCGCUGGAUGCCUCCCUCUUCGAGCGAUUGAUCAGCACAUCCGACAGUAUCCCCUUCGUGACUCUGGAGACUCAACGCCGGAUGCACCCUUCAAUCUCAGAGCUCGUCCGCUCGACUCUGUACCCAAAAUUGCAGGACGCAGAGUCUGUCAAGACAUACCCAGAUGUGAUUGGCAUGCGUCACCGACUCUUUUGGAUGGACCACGACCGGCCAGAGGACAGCCAAGUCGACCAAAUGCAUUCAACCUCGCACACAAAUACAUAUGAGGUCGACAUGGUCGCAGCUCUAGUAAAUCACCUCGUAGGACAGGGUGUGUAUCGCUCCAAAGAAAUCGCCGUGCUCACACCAUACCUGGGUCAGCUGAGGAAGCUUCGGCGAAAGUUUGGCGACGCCUUCACCAUCUUGUUGAAUGAACUCGAUACUUUGGACCUUGAGCAUGAUGGUGACGAGGAGGAUGUGGCCAGCAGCAAGAGUGAAGCCCAGAAGCCAGCUUCACAGAUCGCCAAGGGUACGCUUUUGCAAGCUUUGCGUCUUGCAACCGUGGACAACUUCCAAGGAGAGGAAGCCAAGGUUGUCAUUAUCUCGCUGGUGCGCAGCAACGAGCAGAGAAAGUGCGGCUUCCUGCGCACGUCGAACAGGAUCAAUGUCUUGCUCUCCCGAGCAAUGCAUGGGAUGUAUAUCAUCGGCAACUCCAAGACGUCGGAGCAUAUUCCCAUGUGGAAGCAAGUCCUCGAAAUUCUACAUGCAAACGGCAACAUCGGGCCUGCGAUUGAGCUUUGCUGUCCUCGUCACCCCGAGACGCCUCUCGCCAUCACGGAGCCGAACCAGUUCGCUCACAUAUCUCCAGAAGCGGGUUGCAGCCUCUUGUGUGGCAAGAUGCUGCCUUGCGGUCAUGCUUGCCAAGGCAUGUGUCAUUCAGACACCCUCCACAACGCAAAGUACUGUCCCAAGGAAUGCACUCGACCCAGGAAAGGCUGCCAGCAUCCUUGCGAUCAACCAUGUGGAAAGCAAUGCCCUGAGAUUUGCAAGACUGUCGUCGAGGACAUCGAUAUCGAGCUUCCCUGCGGUCACCAUGUGACUCAACUGAAGUGCUGGCUGUACCAGGAUCCUUCGCUGGUGAAGUGCAAGGAGCCAGUAGAGCGUAUUGUGCCUGGGUGCGACCACAAGAUCGUGCAGCCUUGCCACCAGUCGACGACGGAUCCUCUGUUCCAGUGUCUGGAAUCAUGUGGCGCCAGUCUACCUUGCGGACACAUCUGCACAAAUAAUUGCAACACGUGUCGGCCACGGAGCGGUGGAGAACUUGUCUUCAACGAACCCAACCACGGCCAGUGCAAUACUCCAUGCGGACGCAGCUUCAACAGCUGCUCGCAUUCUUGCAGUGCCCCUUGCCAUGGCGAAAAGCCUUGCCCGCUCUGCACAGCAAAGUGCGAGUCCAGCUGCGUUCAUUCGGAUUGCGCCAAGAAGUGCCACGAGCCAUGCACUCCUUGUGCAGAGGAGUCGUGCUCCUCGAAGUGCCCACACUCGGCCUGCAAUCUUCCCUGCGCCGCACCUUGCGACUGGGUACCUUGCAACAAGCGAUGCGAGAAGAGAUUGAGUUGUUCGCAUCAGUGCCCAAGCCUUUGCGGAGAAGUGUGCCCUUCGCCACAGUCCUGCCAGAUCUGCGCACCCGAUCAAGUGAAGGAUAUGUGCGUGGAUCUCAUCACGAUGCAGACGUAUCAGGAGGUCGAUCUGGAUGCUGACCCAUGCAUCACUCUGAACUGUGGCCACAUCUUCACUCGGGAAAGUCUCGACGGUCUCAUGGAGAUGUCGACUCACUACAACCUUGAUCCCAGUACUGGAGAUCCAGUGGCGAUCAACGGCGAGCUGCUUCCUCUGUCGUACGACAAGCCAAAGGUCUGCCCGAGUUGUCGAGGGUCUCUUCGGCGAGUGUCGAGAUACGGACGCAUUGUCAGACGCUCGCUACUGGACGAGAGCACCAAGAAGUUCAUUACCUGGUCGAAUCGCACAUACGUGCCGCUGGCCGAGCGUCUUCAGACUUUACAAGCUAGCCUCAAAGCCACGGAAGGAAACGUCCUCCUUCCGCCAGGAGAGAUACGGCUAGGUGGCUCUGCCAACUUUAGACGAGCUCUCCAAGGACCGCGGUACAGAAGCAUCCUCAGACUCGGCCAUGAGAUGUUCAACUUCUCUAUCAAGGUCAAAGCGGAAGAACAGCCCUUCCAACGUGUGCGAGAUCUUGUCGAAGCAGCACGUCGCCGCGAGAAGGCGGACAUUCCAGAGUUCAACUUCGAUCAGACGAUCCUUCAGACUCGCGGUCAGCUGCUCGCCAAAGCAUUGCUUCGCCGGACAGAACUCGUGAUUGUGACCGACCUCGUUUCUGUUUGGGAGAACAUGCCAGCACAUGCUCGCUCCAGGGUGACGUUGACUCUGGACUUCGCCGACCACCGCAAGCUGUGCGAUGAGCUUCUCCAGGACGCACAGGCAUCGAAGAACGUCCUACAACAAGCGGAGGCUCUCAUUUUCUGGGCACAGUUUGCAGCUCUGGAAUGCACGAUGAGUACUGGCGACAACACUGCCCACGUCGAACACCUGAAGCAAGAAGCCCACCCAAAACUCGACGAAGCCCAAACCAUCUGCGACCGCUUCCCAGGCCAGACCCAGAGCGUAUCUGAGGAAGUCGCCGGCGUGCGUGAAAUGCUCAGCGACAACCCUAUCAGCGCUACCGAAAUGCACAUGGUCGUCGCUGCCAUGGCGACCGAGUUCAGGGGUACGGGACAUUGGUACCGCUGCGUCAAUGGCCACCCGUUCACUAUCGGCGAGUGCGGUGGCCCUGUAGUAACGUCGAGAUGUCCGCAGUGUGGAGCUCAGAUUGGAGGUCAGCACCAUAUGGCGGCUGAGGGUGUCACUAGGGCGGAUGAUAUUGAGAGGGAGUUUGCCGGUCUGAGAGUUUGA
This is a messenger RNA of Zasmidium cellare ATCC 36951, 5382 nucleotides long. RefSeq lists its product as uncharacterized. Gene Ontology annotation, molecular function: helicase activity; zinc ion binding. Gene Ontology annotation, biological process: regulatory ncRNA-mediated heterochromatin formation. Lineage: Eukaryota; Fungi; Ascomycota; Dothideomycetes; Mycosphaerellales; Mycosphaerellaceae. The record is from RefSeq and is a predicted model, not a curated record. The coding region runs from base 1 to 5382 and encodes 1793 amino acids. The transcript is spliced from 3 exons. Gene Ontology annotation, cellular component: nucleus; nuclear RNA-directed RNA polymerase complex.